GUACCAUUGUCUUUGYAUGAAAAUCAUGCAAAAAAUGACGGAAAAGAAGAAAAACAUAAGUCAUCUUGCUCCUGUUGUUCAGAUUUUGACAUUCAUGAUGAUUAUGGCAUGUAGCAAAGGAGAAAGAGGCUGUAGAGAACUCAAAUAUCUCAAUUGUAUUGAAAACAAAACGUUGACUGGUCACGUGAUCAAAACCACCAACSUCAUAGCGCCAGGACUGGAGGAAUGUCAAAUGAGGUGCUUUGCUGUUCAUGAUUGUGUCUYGUACAAUUUGGGACCARWAAAUGRUCACAGAAGAACAUGCGAACUGAGUUCAUCUGAUCAUUGGACAUUCCAUGAUGCUCUUAAAGACAUGAAGGGCCAUGAAUACUGCCCUAUCAAGAAUCGSUGUUCGUCGAAACCUUGUCCAACUGCUAAACCGCUCUGCUAUCCUGACUUUGCUUGGGAUAAGCACACCUGCAGAGAUGGUGUCUGGGGAACAUGGGGUCCGUGGUCAGUUUGCACUUGCCAAAAAUCACGCAUUCGCGCUUGCCAAUCUAGUACAGGAGGACAAGCAUUUGACUGUGGCCCUGGGCCGAGCACAGAAACUAACGCAUGUCCAAUUUCAAUAGCGUCAGAACAAUGUUCUAAAGCGCUUGGUAUGGAGGAUGGGAGCAUCCCAGAUAGUCACAUCACCGCCUCCUCGACUCACGACAAUAUGUGUUUACCCAAAUUCGGUAGACUUCACAGGAAGUACACGAAUUUAAAUAUCGACGGRUCCUGGUGCUCCAAAAUUGCGAAAAUAGACGAYUUUUUACAAGUUAAACUGGGAUCCACAAAGAUGGUGACAAAAAUAGMAACACAAGGUCGAGAUAUUUUACACUCAGCAAAGCAGUUCGUUACACAGUACGCCAUUUCAUACAGUACUGAUGGCUCUACUUGGGAGAACUAUUGCACCCCCUUAAAGAUAUUCCAAGGCAACACCGAUGUUAAGACUGUMGUAACCAACGAACUGUCGMCACCGAUAACAGCACAACACAUCAGAGUUAUUGUCAAGGCCUUCCAUCAACAUCCCUCUAUGAGGAUAGAGCUGUAUGGAUUUCUAGAAGUCGCACUCGAGUGCGUGUUUUAUCGGACACAAAAUAUGAAGAAAAAGAAAACAAGGACGUCUUUGUUUGCUGUUCUUGAGCUUUUAGUAUUUUUGCUGAMUUCAGUAACAUGCAGCAACGGUGCGGGCGCCUGUAGGGAACUCGAAUACUUACAGUGCAUUAAAAACAAAACUUUCACUGCCCACGUAAUCACAAGCAGCAGAGUAAUGGCUCCUGGGAUAGAUCAAUGCCAAUCCUUGUGUUUUCGUGAAGGACUAUGUGUCUCGUACAACUUGGGACCAGUAAAUGAUGGUCAUAUCAGAACAUGCGAGCUGAGUUCAUCUGAUCAUUGGACAUUCCCUGAUGCUCUUAAAGACAUGAAGGGCCACGAAUACUGCCCUAUCAAGAAUCGGUGUUCAUCUAAACCGUGUCCCCUUGCUAAACCGCUCUGCUAUCCUGACUUUGCUUGGAAUAGCCACACCUGUAGAGAUGGUGUCUGGGGUCAGUGGGGGCCUUGGUCAUUCUGCACUUGUCCUUUGCAUGCAUUACGUACUCGUGCUUGCCAAUCUACCUCAGGAGGACAAGCACUGGACUGUGGGCAUGAACCGAGCUGGGAAACCAGUAACAGUGCGUGUCCAAAACCAGAGGACUCACAGCAAUUUUCUAAACCGCUUGGUAUGGAGGAUGGGAGCAUCCCAGAUAGUCACAUCAACGCCUCCACAUAUAACAGUGUUAAGUGUUUACCUCACUUCGGUAGACUCCACAGGCAGCCCACGGACAGUUUACAAAUCGACGUAUCUUGGUGUUCCAAAGUUCCUGCGAAAGUUGGCGAGUUUUUACAAGUAAACCUGGGUUCCACUAAGACAGUAACAAAAAUAGCAACACAAGGUCGAUAUACUCCAACAAACCCGUCAUUACGCAUACAAUUCGUUAAACAGUAUAGCAUUUCACACAGCACUGAUGGCUCUACAUGGGAGAACUAUGGCAACCCAAUAAAGGUAUUCCAAGGCAACACCGAUGUAAACUCUGUAGUAACCAACGAACUGUCGCCACCAAUAACAGCACAACACAUCAGAGUUAUUGUCAAGGGCUUCAAUAAACAUCCCUCUAUGAGGAUAGAGCUGUAUGGAUGCUAGAAACAUCAAACACGCAUGAGAAUUGCUAAAGAACACUCGUCCAUGAGAAUAGAGGUGUUUGCUGUAUGGACGCUACACCCAUCAAGCACACGUCAUAGUUGCCAAUGAAAACUCGCCUACGAGAAUUGUUAGCACGCGGUUUUUCGUUGUAUGUCCUCUUAUUAAUGUCUUAUAUUGUCAUAAAAUGUUCAUAAAACUCAAGGAGACCCCGAGCAUAGCGAGGGACAAACUGCGGCAAACCAUGUGUAAUGUUUUUACCACACUUAAGUUAAAAAUUAGCAAAAAUGAUUAUUUUCGAAAAACGACCGUUGAGCGGUGCAAUUAUAUAGAACCUAGCCUUCCGUUUUCCCUCUUUCUCCCUCCCCUAGAGCCACCAUGCAGGCUACAGUUUUAUAUACUGUUGAUUCUUUGACAUAUGUUGAAUCCGUUAUUUAAAGUAUAAGUUGACACUAGAGUCGGUUCACACAGUCAAUGGUUUAAUACAUAUCGAAAAGCACAUGUAGUGAAAUUACAUGCAUGAUUGCACAUAGAUAACUACGUAAUCAUCCGGGAUAUUACAUUUCUCCCUUGUUUUAAAAAAGAAUCAAUGUUCAUAUCUAUUAGUUCUUGAAAUCAUUAAAUGUCUUUUCCUGGUAUACAUAAGAAUACUUAUAUCUCUAUAAUCAAUAUGUAUCACAAUUCUCAUAAUAAUAAUAACUCAACAAUGUUCCAUCACAUGAGGACAGUAGUUUACACAUAGUCUUUUAGAUAGGUUGGUCUUCUUCUGUUCCUCUGUGGUCUUGCUUCAGCUUGCUUGGCUGGUGAAUGGACUUGCGGUGGUUUCUGCACUUGAUCUUGGUUUGCGUUAACAUUUUCAGUUACUCCUGAUGCUGCUUGACAAUUGGCUUGAGAGUAUCGUCUGCUUCUUCCUCUGGUUCUCCAAGUAUUUUCUCUCUCCAGUCUUCAUCUUUCACUGCUUCCAUUGAGUCUUCAGAACUUGAGAUAACUUCAUUGACUUGCUUAAAGUGGCUCUCGUAUCUCUUUUCCGUCCUUGAUUCUUCUGGCUGAAAUAGUAGAUCCUUCUAUUCUGUAGAUGAUAUGGAAUGCUGGUUCGUAUGCUGUCGUCCACUUGUUUUUCUUUGUCUGUUUCACUAAGACAUAGUCUCCGAUGAUGUAGUUAUGUUCUUUAGUGUUCUUAUUUUCUCGGUAUUUCUUUAUCUUUUCCUUGUACUCUUUGUCUCGUUCGUUGAUUUGUUCCUCGCGUUGCUUUGGCUGAGGCUCUAUCGUUGGGUAAUGGUCAAGUUUCGUCCGUACUUUUCGAUUCAUCAAUGCUUCGUAUGGAGUUACUCCUGUGGCGGGGUGAGGUGUGGAACGGUAUCCAAUAAGAAUAUCCUGUAUGGCUGUGGUUGUCCUUUUAUUGUAGGUUAGCGAUCUGUUCAGUUUUGCUGAGCGUUUUCAUGAAGCUUUCUGCCUCUCCGUUGGCUCUUGCGCGACAGGGUGUGACUUUGUGGUGAUGAAAUCCUUCUUUUUCUGCAAAGACUGCGAAGUCCUUUGAAUUGAAGGGUGGGCCGUUGUCACUUUCGACUCUGCSGGGUGUACCAUGUGUUGUAAAGAUCUUCUUUAGUUUGUUGAUCACAGGUUUGCUUGAUGUGGUGCUUAGGMGUUCUACCUCAACAUACCUCGUUCUCUUAUCCCUUACUACUAGUURAUAGUGUCCGUCGGGAUAUGGUCCUCCAAAGUCGAUAGCUAUGGUCUCCCAYGGUUCUCUUGGGAUUGUUSGUGACUUGAUUGGUUCUUCUCGAUGGCUUUUCACCGUCAYCUGACACUCAAAACAUUGUCCGAUUAUCUGUUCUACUAGAUUAUUCAUGGUCGGAAACCAGUACUUCUCUCUAAGCAUCUGUUUUGUUUUUGUUAUUCCUAAAUGACCAAGUCUGUGAGCUGUCUUCACMACCUUUCUUUGCAACGUGGYUGGUACGACGAUCUUAUUGUCUCUUAGAAUUAUUCCGUCAACUUCAUAUAAUUCUUGCCUGAUAUGGAAGUACGGUGUUAUGUCUGGAUCUUUGYRAUGUCGAGCCCAAUCUCCUUUAAUCAUUCGUUCACUCAGCUUCUGGAGUUGCUCGUCUUUURCUGUUUCUUCUCGUAUCUUGUCCAGUACGAUGGCGUGACUUGCUUCUGUGACCUGCUUGAUGAUUGCUUCAGUUUCUUCUUCUUCAUUGSUUGGUAGUGGAUGCCUUGAUAAGAAGUCUAAUGGAUCUUGUUCAUCCUUGCCAGGUUGGUAAACGAGUUCAAAAUCCACGUCUUGAACACGUCUUGCAUGUUCAUUAUACAUUUCUCUAUCCUUGGUGGAAUUUUCGCUGUUUAUUUAUUAUUUAUUUUAUCUGUUGAUUUAGGUAUGAGUGGUUUGUGACCUGUUAUUAUCUUGAAUCUAGGUGAUCCUAGAAGAUACAUCCUAAAUCUCUCUUUAGCCCAUGCGAUGGCUAAAGCGUCUUUUUCUGUCUGACUGUAGCGUUUCUCUGUAUUGGUCAUGGUUCGGCUGAUAAAAAAUGAACAGGUUGCAGACCUUUUUGUGUUUGUUGGAACAGUYCUGCCGAGAGUCCCUCGUGGAAACUGGCUUCUGUUCGGACUAUGGUUGGUCUUGUUGGAUCGAAGUAUGCAAUUGUAUCUUCGCUGGUGAUACUAUCUUUGAGCUUUUGGAAGGCUUCUUCUUCCUUUUCUCCCCAAGUAAACCUUGUGUCGCUGUGGGUGAGGGCUCUAAGAGGUGCAGUCGAUGUGGAGUACCGUAUUUUACUCGAAAAAAACUAUUUGUUUACAAAUGUGGUAUCUGUGAUGCUGUGAUCUCAUCGGAAUAAUGCAUCUGU
Messenger RNA from Exaiptasia diaphana, 5040 nucleotides. RefSeq lists its product as uncharacterized. The record is from RefSeq and is a predicted model, not a curated record. Bases 17 to 2203 code for a protein of 728 amino acids. The transcript has 13 exons. Lineage: Eukaryota; Metazoa; Cnidaria; Anthozoa; Actiniaria; Aiptasiidae.